CUCGUGACUGUUCCGCACACGUUUGACGCAAGACUUUGACAACGCCUCAUUUGAUUGAAGACGUUGACAACGCCCCGAAGGUCAUACCUGCGCGACCAAGUGAUCAGCGACGCACCAUACAAGAUUUGAGAGUCACAGGUGUCUCCACCACCUACACUAUCGGCGCAUUCCUCGAUAUCCUCGUCGCCUGGUCACACAUUCACGAUUACAGCAUACAGCCCUUCCACGGAUCGGAAAUUCAUCAGCGUCGAGCCGAGCAGCGGCCAAUCUCGUGGUACUCUCGCUUCUUGCUCCCGAAGCCUGCGCAGACGACGCGUGCUGCUCCACCUCAUCGCUCAUUCUCCCCAGAAAAUAUCGGACGAUGAGCAGCAGCGUCACUUUCUUGCUCAUCCCAUGCGGGCUCAUGGCAGUGGGCACCUUCUUGGAGCGGGACUGCUGCUUGGAGCUGCUACAACCGUCGUAUUGCCAGAGGGCGUUUCGGCUCUUUUCAGAGCGCAGUAUGCUGUUCAGAAUGGAGCACUAGCCUUCGAUCGUCGCGAUACCCGAAUGGAAGUGAGCGUAUCGACGCAAGGCCUUGAAAGGCAACAUGGCUUCGCUCUGGGCGGUUUGUUGGGCGGCGGAGGAGGCGGCGGCGGCAGUCUCUUCAAGGCUGCUGCGGACUCGCCAAAAUCCAUCGAUGCAGAGGCAUCGGUUGGGGCAGCUAUCCUCGCGGGCUUCAUGAUCAUGUUCAUCAUCGAUCAGAUCGCUUCGCCAGGAGCUCAUGUAGCCCCCUCGCAUGGCACAGAAAAUCAGCGCGCUAGAUUGCCCAGGCCAGAAUCGUGGCGACUGACCCGCUCGGGCUCAUUGUGCUACUCCCACGCUGGUCAAGAUGCAGCGUCAGUCGCUGUGGAAGCCGCCAAAGGCAUUGCCUCGCCGGGAUUGGAAAGGCGAAGCAGUGCGCACGAUCCAGAGGCAGUCGGUUGUGAAGACGAGACGUCAUCACCCGAGACUCUUCCAGCAGAUUACCACCGAUCUGCUGCUACUGCUACCCAUUCAGAAUCUUCAGGCAGCGCAAAUAGGGGCCAAAAUGUCACGCAAGCUAGAGGCCUUAGAGCAGCGUUCGCCAGUGUUGCGGGACUGGUCAUUCACGCCGCUGCUGAUGGCAUCGCUAUGGGGGCGAGCGCAGGAAGUGAAGACGAAACUCUGCGUGUCAUCGUAUGGCUAGCAAUCAUGAUUCACAAAGCUCCGGCCGCGUUUGGUUUGUGUACUCUACUGAUCGGUCAAAAGCUGCACAGAAGGGCUAUCAGGCAAGCCAUCUUGAUCUUCGCACUCAGCACGCCUCUAGGGGCCAUUAUCACGUACGGUGUGUUAUCUGUAUUCCUGCGGAAUGAGCCAGCGCAGGGAGGUGGCAUUGCCGCCGAGCACAUUGGAACGGCAUUGACUUUCAGCGCAGGCACCUUCCUCUUUGUGGCCAUGCACGCUGUGAACCACGCCACGGCGCCAUCUGCGGACCAAGAAGAAGUCAGCAGCCAAAGUCGCUCCAACGGUCAAGCUGGUGGUGUGGGCUCGGCACCUAGCAAUAGCAAUCCCCGCAGACGAGCGCCACUCUCUGCCGAGUCGUCGGUGGUGAGAAGACGACCGCUGCUUGGACGCACGGGACGCAUAGCUAUAUUGCUGCUCGGUAGCAUGCUUCCCAAAGCUUUACAAGGAUUGGUGGGCCACCAUGGACAUUGAGCUUAUCUGUUGCCGCACAUCGAAUCAUCUUCCUUCGAUCACUUCAUGUCUCAUCAUCGCCUCGUGACAACACUCCAGCAUUCGUCUGCACGUCGCCUCGCAAAUUCUGUAUAUUAGUCACCAUUCCCUGGAUUGUCAUGAUCACAAUCAUAGCGAAAAGUUGUUGUAGGCGCUCGAGGUGCGGCUUCGAUUUGAGAUUGAGUCGGUUGGUGAGAGCGGACCUUGCUCUGAGCGGUCAUUACCAAAGGCAGUCGAUGAACGCUCACUCGCCGAUGACGUUUGUGGCCCACUAUCGAGUGCUUGAAGCCCUGUGCGCGGUCCGGUGAUCGAUUCAGAUUGUGUGAUGGGAGAUUACCCGAGAG
Messenger RNA from Ceraceosorus guamensis, 2075 nucleotides. RefSeq lists its product as hypothetical. Gene Ontology annotation, cellular component: membrane. The transcript has 5 exons. Lineage: Eukaryota; Fungi; Basidiomycota; Exobasidiomycetes; Ceraceosorales; Ceraceosoraceae. Gene Ontology annotation, molecular function: metal ion transmembrane transporter activity. The record is from RefSeq and is a predicted model, not a curated record. Gene Ontology annotation, biological process: transmembrane transport; zinc ion transport. The coding region runs from base 394 to 1713 and encodes 439 amino acids.